Molecule: messenger RNA, 1935 nt
Organism: Gastrolobium bilobum
Lineage: Eukaryota; Viridiplantae; Streptophyta; Magnoliopsida; Fabales; Fabaceae
Product: trifunctional UDP-glucose 4,6-dehydratase/UDP-4-keto-6-deoxy-D-glucose 3,5-epimerase/UDP-4-keto-L-rhamnose-reductase RHM1-like
Exons: 2
Coding region: 1-1935 (644 amino acids)
Biological process (GO): flavonol biosynthetic process; UDP-rhamnose biosynthetic process; auxin export across the plasma membrane
Molecular function (GO): UDP-L-rhamnose synthase activity; UDP-glucose 4,6-dehydratase activity; dTDP-glucose 4,6-dehydratase activity
Source: RefSeq, a predicted model, not a curated record
AUGGGUAGCGCAUAUAAGCCAAAGAACAUUCUUAUUACUGGAGCAGCUGGAUUCAUUGCAUCCCAUGUAUGCAACAGGAUAGUCCAUAACUACCCUUCAUACAAGAUCAUUGUCCUUGACAAGCUUGAUUAUUGUUCAAAUCUCAAGAAUCUGUUUCCCUCACGUUCAUCCCCCAACUUCAAGUUCAUCAAGGGAGAUAUUGGAAGUGCUGACUUAGUCAACUACAUUCUUCUCACUGAAUCUAUUGAUACCAUAAUGCACUUUGCAGCACAAACCCAUGUUGAUAACUCUUUUGGCAACAGCUUUGAGUUCACCAAGAACAACAUUUAUGGAACCCAUGUCCUUCUAGAAGCCUGCAAAGUCUCUGGUGGUCAGGUGAAGAGGUUUAUCCAUGUCAGCACAGAUGAAGUUUAUGGUGAAACAGAUGAGGAUGCUGUGGUGGGAAAUCAUGAGGCUUCUCAGCUUUUACCUACAAAUCCUUAUUCAGCUACAAAAGCUGGCGCUGAAAUGCUUGUUAUGGCAUAUGGUAGGUCUUAUGGAUUGCCAGUUAUAACCACAAGAGGGAACAAUGUUUAUGGGCCUAAUCAGUUCCCUGAAAAGUUGAUUCCAAAGUUUUUGCUAUUAGCCAUGAAAGGAAAAACUCUCCCAAUUCAUGGGGAUGGGUCUAAUGUCAGGAGUUAUCUCUAUUGUGAAGAUGUUGCUGAGGCUUUUGAGAUCAUUCUCCAUAAGGGUGAGGUGGGACAUGUUUAUAACAUUGGGACAAAGAAAGAAAGGAGAGUGAUUGAUGUGGCUAGGGACAUAUGCAAGCUUUUCUCUUUGGAUCCAGAGACACAUGUUAAGUUUGUGGAGAAUAGGCCUUUCAAUGACCAGAGGUACUUUUUGGAUGAUGAAAAGUUGAAGAAUUUGGGUUGGUCGGAACGCACUACAUGGGAAGAGGGUCUAAGGAAAACCAUGGAUUGGUAUGUUAAGAAUCCUGAUUGGUGGGGUGAUGUUUCUGGAGCUUUGCUUCCUCAUCCAAGAAUGCUCACAAUGCCAGGAGUUGAGAAAUACUAUGAUGGCUCUGAGGUGAGCAAAACUGCUUCCAAUGUUAAUGUAAACAAUUUGUCACCACAGAAGCCAUCUUUGAAGUUCUUGAUAUAUGGUGGUGCAGGGUGGAUUGGGGAGCUUCUAGGGAAUAUUUGUGAGAAACAAGGGAUACCCUUUGAAUAUGGUAUAGGACGUUUAGAUGAUAGAUCACAGCUCCUGGUUGAUAUUAGGACUAUUAAACCAACUCAUGUUUUCAAUGCUUCUUCUGUGACUGGUGCUUUAAAUGUGAAAUGGUUUGAAGCUCAUAAACCUGAAACCAUACGUGCCAUUGUUGUCAGUGUGUUAACAUUGGCAGAUGUAUGCAGAGAGAGCAGUCUCCCCAUGAUGAAUUAUGCCUUUGGUGGUAAUUUUGAAGAUAGACCAAAUUCUAUUGAUUCCUUCUAUUUUAAAACCCAAGCCAAGGUUGAAGAGUUUCUAGAGGAAUAUGAAAAUGUGUGCACACUCAGAAUCCAGUUACCUGUAUCCUCUGAUCUGAGCAAUCCACAUAACUUCAUCACCAAGAUAACAAGGUCUGAUAAGGUGGCUAACAUUCCAAACAGCAUUACUGUUUUGGAUGAACUUCUGCCACUUUCAGUUGAGAUGGCAAAAAGGAAUUGCAGGGGCAUUUGGAACUUCACGAAUCCUGGUAUUGUGACUUGCAAUGAGAUUCUUGAGAUGUACAAGAAUUAUGUUGACCCUGGUUUUAUGUGGGUUAAUUUUACACUUGAACAACAGGGUCAUUUCCCUUUUCCAAGCAUUAAGGAUGUGGAUGCAUCAAAACUGAAGAAGAAAUUUCCUGAGCUGUUACAUGUCAAGGACUCGUUGAUUAAAUAUGUCUUUGAACCAAAAAAUAAAAGCUUGGGUUAUUGA